Messenger RNA from Ceratotherium simum simum (southern white rhinoceros), 2277 nucleotides. The record is from RefSeq and is a predicted model, not a curated record. NCBI's taxonomy places the organism in Eukaryota, Metazoa, Chordata, Mammalia, Perissodactyla, Rhinocerotidae.
AUGGCCAAGUUUGCUGUCAAUCAGAACCUGCCUGACCUGGGCGGCCCUCGCCUGUGCCCCAGCGCGCCCGGGGGCGCCCGCAGCCCGAGCUCGCCCUACUCGGUGGAGACGCCCUAUGGCUUCCACCUGGACCUGGACUUCCUCAAGUACGUGGAGGAGCUGGAGCGCGGCCCCCUGCGCGAGCUCGAGGACCAGGCGCGCGCGCUGCCCGAGCUGCAGGAGCAGGUGCGCGCGCUGCGCGCUGAGAAGGCGCGGCUGUUGGCUGGGCGCGGGCCGCCGGAGCCCGACUGGGAGGCCGAGGCGCGCCCGGACAAGCUCGCUCAGCUGCGGCGUCUCACCGAGCGCCUGGCCACCUCCGACCGCGGCGUCCGCGCCAGGGCCAGCCCCCGGGCUGACGGCCCCGACGGGUCGGCUUCGAGGCGCAGCGAGGGCGCGCUCCAGGUCCUCGACGGGGCAGACGGGACCCCCGACGGGGCGCCCCAGACGCGGGAGGCGGGCGCACAGGCCGGGCCGGAGACCCAAGAUGCAGGAGCCCAGGCCGGGCCGGAGACCCAAGAUGCAGGAGCUCAGGGCAGGCCAGAGACCCGGGAGGCCGGCGUGGAGGCAGCUCCUGAGACUCUCGAGGCGGACGCAUGGGUGACCGAGGCGCUGCUGGGGCUGCCCGCGGCCGCCGAGCGCGAGCUGGAGCUCAUGCGCACCAGCCUGGAGCACCAGCGCGGGGUGAGCGAGCUCCUGCGGGGUCGCCUGCGCGAGCUGGAGGAGGCCCGCGAGGCUGCCGACCAGGAGGCAGAGGCAGAGGCAGCGGCGGCGGCUCGGCCCCAGCCGCGCGAGGUUGCCACCCAGACCCCGUGGGGUUGUGCCGAGGCGGCCACGCAGACCGAGCCCCCCGCAGAGGCCCCUUCCCUGGCGCAGGAGAACUCGCCUGGAUCCCCGGACGGGGACAGAGCCGCGGCCCCCGCGGGCGUCCUCAAAUCCAUCAUGAAGAGGAGAGACGGUACACCUGGCGCCCAACCCAGCCCCGGACCCAAGAGCCUGCAGUUUGUUGGGGUCCUCAACGGAGAGUACGAGAGCUCUUCCAGUGAGGACGGCAGUGACAACGACAGCGAGGACGGCGCUGCCGAGCCCCCGAGGAGCAGCAGCUCCUCCGGCUCCGGGGAAGACAGCGGCGGGGGAUCCGACUCGGGCACCCCCGGGCCUCCCAGCGGCGGGGACGUCCGGGACCCCGAGCCGGAGCCAGAGCCGGAGCCGGAGCCUCAGCUGGGUGCGCAGGGAAGGUGCGAGCUGAGCCCCCGUUUGCGGGAGGCGUGCGCAGCGCUGCACCGGCAGCUGAGCCGGCCCCGCGGAGUCGCCCGCGACAGUGGCGCGGCGCGCCUGGUGGCCCAGGAGUGGUUUCGAGUGUCGAGCCAGCGGCGCUCGCAGGCGGAGCCCGUGGCGGGGGUGUUGGGUGCGGUGGCGCGCCUGGGACCUGAGCUGCUGGCCCACGUGGUGAACCUGGCGGAUGGCAACGGGAACACAGCCCUGCACUACAGCGUGUCGCAUGGGAACCUGGCCAUCUCGAGCUUGCUGCUGGACACGGGGGUCUGCGAGGUUGACCGCCAGAACCGAGCCGGCUACUCGGCCCUCAUGCUGGCUGCACUCACCUCCGUGGGGCGGGAGGAGGCGGCCAUGGCUGUGGUCCAGAGACUCUUCCGCAUGGGCGAUGUCAAUGCCAAGGCCAGCCAGACCGGGCAGACGGCCCUCAUGCUGGCCAUCAGCCAUGGCCGCCAGGACAUGGUGGCGGCCCUGCUGGCGUGUGGGGCAGACGUGAAUGCGCAGGAUGCGGAUGGGGCCACGGCGCUGAUGUGCGCCAGCGAGUACGGGCGCCUGGACACUGUCCGGUUGCUGCUGGCCCAGCCAGGCUGCGACCCCGCCCUCCUGGACAAUGAGGGCACCAGUGCCCUGGCCAUGGCCUUGGAGGCUGAGCAAGAUCAGGUGGCUGCUCUGCUGCACGCCCACCUGAGCUCGAGCCAGGCUAGUCCCCUGGUGAGUUCAUCCCCUGAUGCCCCCAUGGCUGCCCCUGGUGAAGGAGGAUGCAGUGACAAUGGAGAGGACCGCCAGCCUCAGUGAGCAGCCUGGCACACUGGACCCGGAUGGGAGCAGAGAUCUUUCCCUCCCCCACGUCAGCCCCUGGGGCACAGCAGGGGCCAGCGUGGACCAGCAGGGUGAGGCAGGGCUGAGGAGUGACAGGGCCCCUAGUCCCCCCCCACCAGUCCCCCCACGGCUUCCGUAAUAAAACAU